CUCCUUUCCCUAACCACCCCUCCCUCCCCCCAUCCCCCCUCUUUUAUAUAUAUAUAUAAAUCCUACAAGCAUCAUUAUCAUAUUAUAUCUGAAAUUUCCAGGGAAACCUCCCUCUAUAUUGAGCUAGAAACACAGAUUUCUGGGGAAAAAAUAUUAAAUCUUUUUGGUGGGAUUUUCAUUAGGCCUUUGGGAUUUAUAUGUAUACAUAAGUUAAGACACUAUGUUGUUGUUGUUCUGACAUUUGUGGGUCAGAAUUUGGUUCUAUUCUUCCUACAUAGGUAUGUUCUUAGCUUAGCAGACAAGCACUUCCAAAUUCAUUUCACCAAUUUACACAACAAAUUCCCUUUUCUUUUCUUUUUUUCACCCAAUCUUUCUUCACACAUUUCAGCAUCAUACAUAUAAAUUAAGGUGUGACACAUUCACCACCAUGAAUAAGGACUACAUGCUGAGAAUGAAGUCUAACAAGGCCAACAAAGUCUCCUCUCCCACCGGCGGCGGCGGCGAGGCGGUCGGAGGGUGGGAGGUCCGGCCAGGAGGGAUGCUGGUGCAGAAGAGAAACUCUGAUUUCAAUCACAAUGCCAACACUGUUCCAAACAUCAAAGUUAGAGUCAAAUAUGGCUCAAUUUACCAUCAAAUUGUCAUCAGCUCUCAAGCCAGUUUUGGUGAGCUGAAAAAGAUGGUGGCAGGGGCAACAGGGGUGCACACACAAGAUCAGAAGCUGAUUUACAAGGAGAAAGAGAGAGAUUCGAAGUGGUUUCUUGAUAGUGCUGGUGUGAGAGAUGGAUCAAAGAUUGUGUUGGUUGAAGAUGAAGUGAGUAGGGAGAGACGGCGCCUCGAAUCUCGCAACAAUGCCAAAUUGGACAAGGCAUCAAAGGAGAUUGCAGAUAUCAGAUUUGAGGUAGAUACCCUUGCAAAACAGGUGGCAACAAUUGAAUUGGAAAUUAAUGGAGGCAAGAAAGUUGUGGAGACAGUUUUUUUGAGUUUGAUUGAAUUGUUGAUGACACAGCUCAUAAAGUUGGAUGCAAUUGCUGCUGAUGGAGAUGUGAAGCUACAGAGAAGAAUGGAGGUGAAAAGGGUGCAGAGGUACAUUGAAACUCUUGAUAUGCUGAAGAUGAGGAAUUCCAACCUAGAAAAAGUGCAGCAAUACCAGCAGAUUUAUAAGGGAUCGAUAUCGAAAACUUUCCAAAAACAGCAAGAAAUGAAGAAGCAUGGGAAUUUCAAUCCAGGUCAAGUGGUGGUUACAACAAAAUGGGAGACAUUCUGAUUAAUUGAUCCAAAGCAGGUUCAGUUCAAGAAAGUUGCUGUGCUGAAAAACAUUAAUCCAUAUAAUUUUAUAUUAAUGGUAUAUAUAGAAAUUAUUAUGCACAUAUGUUUGUUUGUUAUAUCUUGAAAAUAUAUAUAUAUAUGGAUGGAUGGUCAUGGGAAA
Messenger RNA from Salvia miltiorrhiza (redroot sage), 1426 nucleotides. RefSeq names its product BAG family molecular chaperone regulator 1-like. The record is from RefSeq and is a predicted model, not a curated record. Gene Ontology annotation, cellular component: cytoplasm. The coding region runs from base 428 to 1264 and encodes 278 amino acids. Lineage: Eukaryota; Viridiplantae; Streptophyta; Magnoliopsida; Lamiales; Lamiaceae. Gene Ontology annotation, molecular function: protein-folding chaperone binding; adenyl-nucleotide exchange factor activity. The transcript has 4 exons. Gene Ontology annotation, biological process: protein stabilization.